Molecule: messenger RNA, 812 nt
Organism: Gracilinanus agilis (Agile Gracile Mouse Opossum)
Lineage: Eukaryota; Metazoa; Chordata; Mammalia; Didelphimorphia; Didelphidae
Gene: HSPB6
Product: heat shock protein family B (small) member 6
Exons: 3
Coding region: 43-567 (174 amino acids)
Biological process (GO): response to heat; protein refolding
Molecular function (GO): structural constituent of eye lens; protein folding chaperone
Source: RefSeq, a predicted model, not a curated record
GGUCUGGUGCCUGCUGGGGACUUGCUGCGGCACAACCCAACCAUGGAGAUCCCUGUGCCCAUCCAGCCAUCCUGGCUGCGUCGCCCAGCCCCCGUGGGAUUCCCUAGCCUGGCCACCCCUGCCAGACUCUUCGACCAGCGCUUUGGGGAGGGUCUGCUGGAGGCUGAGCUAGCAGCACUCUGCCCUCAGGCCCUAGCCCCUUAUUACCUUCGGGCACCUAGUGUGGCACUUCGGACAGAUCCUGGCCCUGGAGAGGUGACCCUGGCUAAGGGGCAGUUCUCAGUGCUGCUGGAUGUGAAGCACUUCUCCCCGGAGGAGAUCACUGUCAAGGUGGUGGGGGACCACGUGGAAGUCCACGCCCGCCAUGAGGAGCGCCCGGACGAGCAUGGCUUCAUCUCCAGGGAGUUUCACCGCAGAUAUCGUCUGCCUGAGGGCGUGGACCCAGCAGCAGUGACCUCAGGCCUGUCCCCAGAGGGCAUCCUGUCCAUCCAGGCAGCAGCUCCAGGGACCCCCACAGCAGAGAGAACUGUGCCCAUUGCCCAGGGGCCACAGCCUGGGGCUAAGUAGGAAGGGCUCCCUUCUCCCAAGAAAUGGAGCAGCCCCUGCCCAGCUCUGGGGGUGCCUGCUCUAAGCCUGCUCCCCUCUGAUCCUCCCUCACAUGCUGAGUUUCCAGUACCUUCCCUUCCCUCCUCCCACCCCCUCUCUCCUCCCAGACAGUCUGAGCUUUGUCCUUCCUAUAACUCCCUCCCCCUCUUGUGCCACAGGCUCCAGGGAGGACUUCAGGACCCAAUAAACAUGCUGGGCUUCGCCAA